AGUUCUUGGUGCGUUGAGGUUUUAAUGAUUAAGGUUGCCAUAUGUGCUUAAUCUACCAUGUUGUCUAACCAAAAUAAACUAAUAAACAGUAAAUCUGCUGCAAAAGUAAAGAUAAGUAUUAAUAAAAAAAAAUAAAAAAAAAUAAACGUCAGAUUAAUUGUCAAAAUAUUUGAAAUAAUUAAAGCUUAACUUUAAGGGCACACACAGACGCGUGUUCGUAUAAGGAAAGCGAUGUUUAAAAUAAGAAUUUGUCUAUUCUUCAGGCAUCUGUCGUCUCUGAAGGAUUGACGCUGGUAGAUGUCAGGUUUUAUUACAAAAAGGUUGAAGGUCUGUGUUUGUAGACCUUCAACUAAAUGGAUUUGGGGUGGGAAGAGAGUCACCUCCUUUUCCUCCCCGAUCUUUGUUUGUGUUGUAAUAUACAUAUUUUGGUAGGUAUUAUGUGGCUUUCUCAGUGCUGAUUGGGCGCUCAGGUUGGCGCGUGAACGCCCUGCGAUUAUGUCAGAUCGCGUGCAGAGCGAACCAGCCCAGCCUUUGAACUUCACCGCUUUUGGCUCUCAUUCACGCGCUACUCCUCAUUUCCCAGCCAGGUGCUUCGCAGGGCGAGAAUCCUCCGAGAAAAAAAGCGUGCAAACAGAUCGCGGAAACUUCGCUUCCCGCGCUGGAUUUUGUGUCGCGCGUGGCUGUUCUUCUCUGAGCCGAGCAGUGUCGUUUUGAAGAAGAAAAAUCAUUCAACUUAACGACAAACACGGAAGAAUUACUGGAUUUUUCCUCCAUUGAUGCUGUUUUCAUACUCUUCCUGCUCUCCAGAAGUGGCAUGAUCCGUGUCUGUCAGCAGGACAGGUGAAUACUGUUUUCUCUUGGUUGGUUGAAGAACUUUUUGUUGUUAUUUUAACAGGGAACUUUAAACGGACGCCGUGAAAAAAAUGUCAAAACCGGUAGAUCACAUCAAGAGACCAAUGAACGCCUUCAUGGUCUGGUCAAGAGGCCAGAGGAGGAAAAUGGCUCAAGAGAAUCCUAAAAUGCACAAUUCCGAAAUAAGCAAAAGACUCGGCGCCGAGUGGAAGCUGCUCUCUGAAUCCGAGAAGCGACCGUACAUCGACGAGGCCAAGAGGCUGAGGGCUCAACACAUGAAAGAACACCCAGACUACAAAUACAGACCCAGGCGCAAGCCCAAGAACCUCCUCAAGAAGGACAGGUACGUGUUUCCUCUGCCCUACCUGGGCGACACGGAUCACCUGAAAGGACUUCCGGUCUCCGCCACGGACUCGCUCUUAGGUUCCUCGGAAAAAGCCCGUGCGUUCCUGCCACCUACAUCUGCCCCUUACUCCUUCCUCGACCCGAGCCAGUUCAGCUCCAGCGCCAUCCAGAAGAUGACAGAGAUGCCCCACACGUUGGCCACCAGCACUUUACCUUACGCAUCAUCUCUGGGAUACCAGAACGGCGCAUUCGGGAGCCUGGGAUGCCCCAGCCAGCACACCCACACCCACCCGUCGCCCACAAACCCCGGGUACGUGGUGCCGUGUAACUGCACCGCAUGGUCGGCGUCGAGUUUACAGCCGCCUGUUGCCUACAUACUGUUCCCAGGUAUGACCAAGAGUGGGAUUGACCCGUACUCAUCAGCACAUGCCACUGCUAUGUGACUCCACCACUAAAAACAGUAUCCUCUUUGAAAACUUGAAUACAGCAAUGCAUGUACAUAAGAAGAGAGGAAUGAUCGAGACAUUUAUACUGAGGCCGUGUGGACAUGAACUUUUCACCAUCUACGAGAGGUUCCUUGGAUCCCAGCAUGGAUCUUGGAAUAGAUGUAAGGCAGGUGCCCAGAACUGUAAGAAAUGUAAAUGUUCAAACGUUUAUUAUUAUGGCUACCGGAUUUGGAUGCCUUUAAUUUUAUUUAUUAUGUACGAUUUGAUGCUAUAAUAAUGAUCAUUUUGUUUGAACAGUUAAUAUAAUUGUUAUUCUCAUCAUAUUAUUAUUAUUAUUAUUUGAAUGACUUUGAUUUGCACAACUAACGGUUAGGAUUCAUGUUUCUUGUACAGCCUGUUGUAUUUACCAUUUUUUUGGCACUCUGAAAUUCAAAUGAUACGACUAUAAGGAUUUCAAAGUGAGAGAUUCAGCGUUUAGAUUAUACGGGUUAUAUUGUUUAUAAUUAUUAAACCGGCACCUAAAAUUAGACAGUCUAUUUAAAAUAUCACAUGAAAAAAAAAAAAAUCCUUAUCUUUCAAUAUUUUUAAUUUGGACCUUUUUUUCUGUGGUUCAGUACUAGUCACUCGUUCAUUUGAUUUCAGAAAGAACUUAAAGUUUGAAGCGAAGCAGUUCAUGUUGUAUUUUUUAUUUGCGAUGGUAACUUAAAUCCUGUCAUGUUAAUGGAAAGGAAAUGUAUCUAAAAGGGUGAUACCUCGAUUCUUUGUUCAUUUGCCGAGCAAAGACAUUUUGAAUAAAGACAAUCUGUCUUAAAAUGCAUAACCCUUGUUAAACUAUUAAUGAAUCUUGUUCUUGACUAUGUUCUUAUACAGUCGUGCCAAAAGGUGACAGGCAUGUCGGUAGUAAGUAUGGUGUACCCGAACAUGCGUUUAAUAAAUAUUUACUCUUCCUGUUAUGUAUUAACUUAGCGUUUUUUAUUUUUUUUGCAUUCAAAUAUAAUGAAUUUUGUCGGGUAGAGACAAGAACGCAGGCCUUAACUGCUAAACAUAAAACCUUAUACGCUAAAUAGAUAUCUACAAUAAUUAUCUUCUCAAUCAGCACUGCUUAAAUAGUCCAACGUUUCAGCGGAGGCUGUCUAAUAACCAUCUGGCUUUUCGGCAUAGAUUUCAGAUGAACUCUGUCAGCGCGUGGCGUUCCCGACUGCUCUAUAGGGACCGCCGGUCCAAAUUAAAUGGCAAAACAAUUACUGUACAGGGACGCUUAGGGAAACUGAGGGCGAACAUGAAUUGUGAUUUACCCCGAGACCCACAAUAGGAUGGAAAUUGGACAGAAGAAGGGGUGGUACGAAUAUGAGCCAUGUCAUUUAGUAUUACAAAACAAUUUCCAAUAAAAACAAGUGAACAAAG
Molecule: messenger RNA, 3047 nt
Organism: Megalobrama amblycephala (Wuchang bream)
Lineage: Eukaryota; Metazoa; Chordata; Actinopteri; Cypriniformes; Xenocyprididae
Gene: sox14
Product: SRY-box transcription factor 14
Exons: 1
Coding region: 924-1640 (238 amino acids)
Biological process (GO): anatomical structure morphogenesis; regulation of DNA-templated transcription; cell differentiation
Molecular function (GO): RNA polymerase II cis-regulatory region sequence-specific DNA binding; DNA-binding transcription factor activity, RNA polymerase II-specific
Source: RefSeq, a predicted model, not a curated record